Messenger RNA from Sinocyclocheilus grahami, 762 nucleotides. RefSeq names its product protein FAM188B2-like. The record is from RefSeq and is a predicted model, not a curated record. NCBI's taxonomy places the organism in Eukaryota, Metazoa, Chordata, Actinopteri, Cypriniformes, Cyprinidae. The coding region runs from base 256 to 567 and encodes 103 amino acids. Gene Ontology annotation, biological process: protein K48-linked deubiquitination. The transcript has 4 exons. Gene Ontology annotation, molecular function: K48-linked deubiquitinase activity; cysteine-type deubiquitinase activity.
CGGGCAGACUUCGAUUGUACCACCACUCAUCUUUUGCAUUUGAGCUUGGGGAACUUUGUUUGUCGACAGGCUUUAUUAAACCUGUUGCUGACCGGCCACGCGACUCCUCAAGUCUUCAAUGGUACAUCACUAAACGAUGAGCAACACAAAGCACUCACCCAGCCUCUCCACGGGGUUCUGACUCGCAGUCAUGUCGGAUAUCUGCUCUGGAACAGAGAACAAGUCAACCAUGCACAGCUCCCCCUGGUGGGCAGCAUGCUGAAAACACCCAAGCUGCCUAUCUGGGUGUGCAACAUCAAUGGCACCUACAGUGUUUUAUUCAGCCCAAACCGUUCAUUGCUCUCUGACUGGAAAAUGGAGCAUCUUUUCCAGCUUUACUUCUACAAUGGCCAUCCAACUCAGCUCAACACAAUGCUCACCAUAGAUACACACUCCCAUCACUGGGAGGCUGAAAAUAAUGACAUUCAAGGAGACCCAGAAAAAAAGUUUCCAUCUGUAGAGAUGACCAUUAGGACCAAGUGGGAGGGAGCUGUUAUUGACUGGAAUGGGACAGUGCCUUUUUUCUGAAGAGGUUUGAAGCAGGGUCACCUGAUUUGUAGCAUACAUCUCCUGGCCUGCAAUAAAGAGUAUUUUAUAGACUUUUAUAGGUUUUGAUGUGGGCUUAAUUUUUGACUUUCAUUUUGGCUUGUGAAUCUUAAUAACAUGAUUACCCUUCACAACCUGCUCAUUUGAACAUCUCAGCAUCUGAGCAUUUAUCAUAAG